Molecule: messenger RNA, 966 nt
Organism: Oppiella nova
Lineage: Eukaryota; Metazoa; Arthropoda; Arachnida; Sarcoptiformes; Oppiidae
Source: the annotation of a GenBank genome assembly
AUGUCUUGCAUUUAUAGCACUGUUAGCUAUGAUUUUGAUAUCAGCACCGGCAUCCUUAAUGAAUCUCCAGCCCAGCCCCCGGUGACGGGUAGGUGUGCCCGACCGGGACUGCCACCAAAAGCCCAGUUAUGGCUGAUAUCACCCGAAAGAAGUCGUUUCGAUAAUAAGGAGAAAGUGUUGGUUCACUGCAAAAAGGAUGAGUUCCCGCAAUUCAAACAGGAACUGGAGUGUAGGAACGGCGAACACGUGGACUCACAGGUGAUACACCUGGAUGUGUAUGACUGUCAGUCACCGGACAAUCGACUACUCCUAUCUCAAGCCAUAAACAGGUCGUGGGAGUCUCCACCGGAGGUACCCCUGCGCUCCAACUCAUACCAUUUACAACGGGUUCCCGUCGAGCUCACCAUAUCGGCCAAGGAGUCCACGUGCUAUACGUGGCGCAUACAGUUCGAGCAUAAGGUUAACGUGGCUUUCCUCUUGAUAGACAUCAACUUUCCCGAGCAUAACAACACCGGUAGUCACACAAAUAAUAGCACCGCAUAUUUACCAACUGUAAAGCCUAUAGUGAGCCGGUAUCGCACCUGUAGUCUACAAAAGGCUAAGCGACAGGCAAUGGGCGGGGAUGUAGUGGUCGGGUAUUACUACUUCUGUGACCUGAAUAGCGAGUCGGACGCCAAGGCUGAACAGUCGGCGCUUAUGGACACCAUUACAGUACAUGUGAACACUAGUGUACCGCAUGAGGUGGGACUGGAGGCUGUGUUUUUGGGUCGGGUGUUCACCACGAGUAUAGGUGGGGGCAAAAUAGUGAGACCCGAUUGCGGACAGUUUGAGGUCAAGAAUAUAGGGGUGGACUUCCAGGCAGAGGCCGGACAUACCUUUAUUAGUUGCAAUGACUCGUACGUGGAUAUUAGUCAGGACAGGUAUGCGAGCAAAAAAGUCAGUGUUCUCAGUGGAAAUCCACAGUAA